This is a messenger RNA of Maudiozyma barnettii, 1053 nucleotides long. RefSeq names its product adenine deaminase (gene AAH1). NCBI's taxonomy places the organism in Eukaryota, Fungi, Ascomycota, Saccharomycetes, Saccharomycetales, Saccharomycetaceae. Bases 1 to 1053 code for a protein of 350 amino acids. Gene Ontology annotation, cellular component: nucleus; cytosol. The record is from RefSeq and is a predicted model, not a curated record. The transcript has a single exon. Gene Ontology annotation, biological process: adenine catabolic process; purine ribonucleoside monophosphate biosynthetic process; hypoxanthine salvage. Gene Ontology annotation, molecular function: adenine deaminase activity.
AUGUCGUCUGUCUCUGAAGCUUUUUUGAAAGAGUUACCUAAAUGUGAACAUCAUUUACAUUUAGAAGGUACUUUAGAACCUGAUUUAUUAUUCCCAUUAGCUGCCCGUAACAAUGUCACAUUGCCUGCCAAUUUCCCAAAGAGUGUUGCUGAAUUAAACGCUACAUAUAAUUCAUUUGCUAAUCUUCAAGAUUUCUUGAACUAUUAUUAUAUUGGUACAAACGUUUUGAUCACAGAACAAGAUUUUCACGAUUUAGCAUGGGCUUAUUUCACAAAAGUUUCCUCUCAAGGACUUGUUCAUGCAGAAGUAUUCUAUGAUCCUCAAUCUCAUACCGAACGUGGUAUCUCCUUAGAGACCGUCACCAAAGGUUUCACCAGAGCUUGUAAACGUGCUGAAAGGGAAUUAGGUAUUACAUCUCGUUUGAUCAUGUGUCUAUUGAGACAUACCGAACCUUCUGCAUGUCUUGAAUUGGUUAAAGCUGCCGCCCCAUUAAUCAAAGAUGGUACUAUCCAAGGUCUAGGACUUGAUUCUGCAGAAAAACCUUUCCCACCAGAAUUAUUCACCGAAUGUUACAACGAAGCAAAAUCCUUAAACCCAGAUUUACAAUUGACUGCACAUGCGGGUGAAGAAGGUCCUGCGCAAUAUGUAUCCAAUGCACUAGAUUUAUUACAUGUCACUAGAAUCGAUCAUGGGAUUAAUUCUGUUCAGGAUCCAGAACUAUUACAGAGAUUGGCACGUGAGAGAAUACUACUUACCGUAUGUCCUUUAUCUAAUGUAAAAUUACAAGUAGUUAAAGCAGUGAAAGAAUUACCAUUACAACAAUUACUAGAUAAUGAUGUCCCAUUUUCUUUAAAUUCAGAUGAUCCAGCUUAUUUUGGUGGUUAUAUCCUUGAUAACUAUUUACAAGUAGCACGCGAUUUCCCACAUUGGGAUUAUUCUACUUGGGCUAAGAUUGCCUCGAAUGCAGUACAAGGAUCUUGGAUCGAUGAUAAGAGAAAGCAAGACAUAUUGGAACAAAUUGAAACUGUACUCACCAAAUAUACCUCUGUAUAA